Puccinia graminis f. sp. tritici CRL 75-36-700-3 is the source of this 1820-nucleotide messenger RNA. RefSeq lists its product as uncharacterized. The record is from RefSeq and is a predicted model, not a curated record. The transcript is spliced from 5 exons. Lineage: Eukaryota; Fungi; Basidiomycota; Pucciniomycetes; Pucciniales; Pucciniaceae. Bases 383 to 1354 code for a protein of 323 amino acids.
AGCUCAACCACUCCCAAUUUCAAAUAAUCCAAACCUACCCAAAUCAGCUCCCAACCCAAGCAGAAUUCAAAACUACAAAUUGCAGUCCCUCCCAACUCCAAACCAACUCAAACUCAUUCCUCAUCAUAAAAGAACUUUGAUUUACACCUCUCUCCCAUUCAGCUCUUCCCUGCCUUCUGAGUCUCCUGACCAUUAUUAGUGGGUGGGUAUCUUAUAAGCUCCUGUCUGUCUACAGUCUUCAUCAGGGGUUGAAGUGGUGACUGCUUGAUACAGCCUCAAUACACAGAUACGAUUGCAGAGUCAGACCUGACCAACAUCGUAAAUCUUAAGCUUCGUUGGCGCACAUAAAUAAAGGAAUAAGUACAUACACUGCCAAGUUUCGAUGAUGGCCCAUUCUGCCGUCCAAUCACCUACCCUGGGUACUAACUCCGGAGCAGAGAACUCAACUCGGCGGCUACGAACUAGAGCCCCAAGGUCCAACCUACUCGCUCAAAUCUCGUUUGAUGACAUGGAGUACUUCACCCAUCCCAAGAAUCGCCCACGCACCGAGAGGAGACCAAAUCGUUCGCCUUCCAAGGCUAUGUCGCCUGACGAAGACUAUGAGGACCAUUCGAUGUCCAUCGAUCCGUUCAUCCAUCACCCAGCCAGCAAGUCAACUCGCCGUUUAAAGAUCUCGCGUCAACAUCGCAUCUCUCCCCCACCCCCUCUACCAUCACCUCAACUGCCCUACAUCCGAUCCGAGAAAUAUCCAGCCUGGUUACUUGGAGACGCCAUGGCCAAAUCCUCGGCCAAUUAUUUGUCACAAAAAACUCAAGAAGCUCCACUGACUACCCCACUCUCGAGCCAGCAACAGAACACGCAAACCAGUCCGAUCCGUCGAUCCGCAAGCUCAUUCUUAGGCACCAGUCCACUCAAACAUCACCACUUCCAUACCUCCCUCAGUCGCCAAUCUUCCUCCAGCAACCUCAACUUCAACAACAAGCGCCCCUCCCUUGGCCGCUCAAUCUCUCCCGAUGAGGCGCUCGACAGACGUCGCGAAAAGUUCUGGGAGCUCUACGAAUACGACUCCACCUCUCCCCAUCUCCAAGCCCGAUACUUCGAUAAGCCUUUGCCGACAAACGAACAAUGGGCCGAUCUGGAUAUCCAAAAUGUGGCCAUCAUCCCCGAUCCUCAACCCGGACCACCCGCCGUCCAUCUCGUCGAAGUCUUCCAACCCACGCGUGUUGAUUGCACUAAUCCUCAGCCUCCUUCUAAUUCCCUCUCCCAUAUCCAACUCAACUCUCAACAGCUCAAGCCUCAUAUUCCGUUUGGAUUGAGCCUUCUACCUUCCGAUUACGCACUUCAUAAGAAGUAAAAAUUUCCAAUUCUUCUUUGUCUCCUCUCAAGUCACCCCACUAAAUUUAAUCCUUUCAAAUACCCUGACAUUUUUUAAGAACCCAAGAAAUCCACCUCCGGCUUCUCAGUUUUUGUUCUCUUUCUCCAGGUGUCCAUGCAUCAAAACACGGACACAUGCAUGUAAAUAAAUCUAACUACACAAAUCGGAUGCUAUGUAUUUGCUCCAGGCUCUCCUUAUUUUCCUUUCUUUCUUUCCUCUCUUUUUUUUCUUGUUGUCUUUUUUUUCUUUUUUCUUUCUUCACUUUGCCCGUCUUGAUGAUCUGAACUAAAUUAUUAAUCGAGGUCUGAUCCAAUAGCUUUUUCUCCCCUCCCUCCCCUGUGAUCGUUAUCGCAAACUAAAACAUCGUUAGUCAUCAUGAAACCUGUCAUUAUGUAAUCAGUCAGAUCAUACGACAAACCCAACUUUUUUAAUUAUAAAUAUUCGG